This is a messenger RNA of Choloepus didactylus (southern two-toed sloth), 474 nucleotides long. Its product is annotated as peptidyl-prolyl cis-trans isomerase A-like. The coding region runs from base 1 to 474 and encodes 157 amino acids. The transcript has a single exon. NCBI's taxonomy places the organism in Eukaryota, Metazoa, Chordata, Mammalia, Pilosa, Megalonychidae. The record is from RefSeq and is a predicted model, not a curated record. Gene Ontology annotation, molecular function: peptidyl-prolyl cis-trans isomerase activity. Gene Ontology annotation, biological process: protein peptidyl-prolyl isomerization.
AUGGUCAACCCCACUGUGCUCUUCCAUAUCAGUCCACAGCGAGCCCCUGGGCCCCGUCUCCUUGGAGCCGUUUGCAGACAAAGUUCCAAACAGCAGAAAAUUUUUGUGCUCUUAGCACCAGGGGGGAAAGGAUUUAGUUAUAAGGAUUCCUGCUUUCACAGAAUUAUUCCUGGGUACAUGUGCCAGGGUGGUGACUUCAUAUGUCAUAACGGCACUGGUGGCAAGUCCAUGUACAGGGAGAAGUUUGAUGAUGAGAAUUUCAUCCUGAAGCGUACAGUUCCUGGCAUCUUGUCCAUGGCCAAUGCUGGACCCAACAGAAAUGGUUCCCAGUUUUUCAUCUGCAUGACUAAGACUGAGUGGUUGGAUGGCAAGCAUGCGGUCUUUGGCAAGGUGAAAGAGGGCAUGAAUAUUGUGGAAGCCAUGGAGCACUUUGGGUCCAGGAAUGGCAAGACCAAAAGAAGAUUCCAUUGCUGA